This is a messenger RNA of Plodia interpunctella (Indianmeal moth), 1362 nucleotides long. RefSeq names its product glycoprotein-N-acetylgalactosamine 3-beta-galactosyltransferase 1-like. Lineage: Eukaryota; Metazoa; Arthropoda; Insecta; Lepidoptera; Pyralidae. Gene Ontology annotation, cellular component: membrane. Bases 44 to 1075 code for a protein of 343 amino acids. The transcript has 10 exons. The record is from RefSeq and is a predicted model, not a curated record. Gene Ontology annotation, molecular function: N-acetylgalactosaminide beta-1,3-galactosyltransferase activity.
AACAGCCUUUAAUAAUUACUUUUACGCGGUUUACGAUCCUAACAUGUUGCUAUCAGAUAUUUUCCUCAAGAACAGUAUUUUGAAAUUGUUUAAAAUAUGGCUUGCGGGGUACACGGUCGGUGUACUACUGGCAGUCUCUCUCUUCAAACUGCAACAGGCAAGAUUUUUCCGACAAGAGACAAAACAGCGAUUUUUGCCUCAGGAGCUGUUCAAGCAUUACUCCAGGAAUGUAGAAGAUUUGAGUGAAGACUCUCAAUUGUACUGGAAACUUGACCAUUGGAUCCCUCUGCCUUACCAAAAUGGCGAAGACGAAAGUUACGAGGAUAACUGGCCCCAAUCACUUCCCAUUUUUGCACAUCGACAUGAAGACGAAGACAGAAGAGUGGCCAAAGCUAUAGCAGGAAAGGUUCGCGUGUUCUGUAUUGUCAUGAUUACGACUGACAAUUAUCGAUACAAGCGGCGAGUUCAACUCAUCAAAGAAACUUGGGGGAAAAGAUGUGACAAACUCAUUUUUAUGAGGACUGAGGCUGCCAUAAAGGAGAAUGAUCUUUGGAACAGAGAUAUAGAGGCGUUCCAGGACAUCUACAAAAAACACAGCGAAGAAGCGGACUGGUUCGUACGAGCUGAUGAUGUUACGUACUUAAUUAUAGAAAAUCUCAAAUAUAUGUUAAAGGACUAUUCUAGUUCUGAAGCAGUUUAUUUCAGCUGCAUGCCUGACGAUAAUCCAGAAAAGUUGCCAUAUUUUCGCGCUGGGUACAUAUUUAGCAGAGAGACGAUGAAAACUUUUGUCAACAAAGCACACAUUUGUAACGUACCAAAAUCGGAAAAUAUUUUAAUCGAACGAUGUCUCCGUACUUUAAACAUAAAAAUGCUGGAUUCUCGGGACUUCAAGGGCCGCGGGCGUAUAUUCCCGUACAGUCCACCAUAUUUGGGUUUUUCAUCCGGAGCCGCAGACUACGCAAUAUCAUUCCACAACGUAACGAGCACUUAUUUAUACUUGAUGGAGUUCCUCGUGUACCACUUGAGACCUUUUGGCAUUGUCCACAACUAUGAAAUACCUGAUGGGGAUAAAUAAUUUUUUUUGGCAGAAAGAAAAAAAAUGACACAAAAAUAACACAUGUUAAACAUAUAGUUUGCACCAAAAUGGAUUUUGUUCAGCAUUGUGUCUUGGCAUGAAAAGGAACGCUGGUCACCUGCCAAUACCUAAAUACAAAAUAAAAGUUUAAAUGUUUCCAAAUCAUCGAUCGGAGACUGAUGUUUAUUAUUUACAAUAAAAAAUAAAUCCCAAUCCAAUGUUGACAUAUAGUAUAAACUAUGAAAUAACAAAUAAAAAUUUUGAUUUCCCAUAAGUCUACUAGAAAA